This is a messenger RNA of Rhododendron vialii, 729 nucleotides long. RefSeq lists its product as uncharacterized. The record is from RefSeq and is a predicted model, not a curated record. The transcript has 2 exons. Lineage: Eukaryota; Viridiplantae; Streptophyta; Magnoliopsida; Ericales; Ericaceae. The coding region runs from base 1 to 729 and encodes 242 amino acids.
AUGUUUUGCUCGCAUCAGCAACGGCCAAGGUUGUCCGAUGCAUGGAAAGAGCUUAUUAAAAGUGUUGGUCAGUUGUUUGUCGGGGGUUCGGAAGGUUUUCAUGAUGCAUUGCGGAAAUAUUCAAUUGUUCAUUCUUUUGAGUUUGACUUUGUAAAGAAAGAAACAGAGAGAGUGACUGCAAUUUGUAAGGUAAAAUCUUGCAAGUGGAAUAUCCAUGCUAGACUUGACAAGAUCAGUAGUUGCUUUUACAUCAAAAGGUAUUAUAAUGUUCAUUGUUGUGGUGUUGCUGGGCGUACGACAAAGAACUGUCAUGCUAAUUCAUCUCUGAUUAGUCAAUUGAUAAAGGAUGAUGUUCGAGACAAGUCAAAGAAACGUCUUGUUGAUGUUGUUGAUGAUUUGAAGGAGUAUUAUGGGGCAGAUGUGUCAUAUUAUCGUUCUUGGUUAGCUAUCCAGAAAGCCAAGUCAAGUGCAUUUGGAGAUUAUUCAGAUUCUUUUAAUCAACUUCAAUGGUAUCGUAAUGUUAUUCUGAAUUCGAAUCCUAGAAGUGUUUUUGAUGUUGAGUGGGAUCAAACCACAAAUCAUUUUUUGAGGUUGUUUGUAGCGUUUGAUGCAUGUGUACAAGGAUUUAAGCAUUGCAGGCCUGUUUUAUCCGUUGACGCAACAUUCUUGAAGGUCGUUACAUGCUUGAUGUCUGCUUCAGCUAAAGAUGGUAAUGCAAGUAUGAAAUAG